Molecule: messenger RNA, 7708 nt
Organism: Archocentrus centrarchus (flier cichlid)
Lineage: Eukaryota; Metazoa; Chordata; Actinopteri; Cichliformes; Cichlidae
Gene: nrxn3b
Product: neurexin 3b
Exons: 24
Coding region: 612-5717 (1701 amino acids)
Source: RefSeq, a predicted model, not a curated record
CUUUCCCUCCACCGCGCCUCACUUAUAAUAACCGCCUCAUCACUACCGUCAGCAUCUCACCGCCCUGGGCAUACUAUCAUUAAGAAAGACUACGAUUUCUGGAUGGAAUUUUGCUCUGGAUUACUAUAAUUGCUAUAUUUGCUAUAUUCCGUCCGGAAUCGACUCUGCGCGAAAAGUUUAAACCAUGGGGCGUGGAUCUGGACCGACGAUGACCGUUCUGUGCUUCAAUCCAGGAAAUCGCCUUAAAGAAAAAUUACAAGAUGCAGCUAUUUAUCACUGACAAAAUACACAACAGCUCACCUUCAUCAUAGCAAUUUUACGUGUACACUAUAUGUGGAAACGGGAUUUUUUUUUUUCCUUCCUUCAUUCCUUUUUUUUUUUUUGCAUAUCUCUCCAUAGACUUGGCUGAUGAGAUAAGAUCCUUUAUCAGCAUUAGAUCCGCCUCUAAGAUAAAAAAGGAUAUUGCAUUGUCUGCUUGACUAAGAUUAUCUAUGUGGAAUAUAACAUUCAGCAGAAAAACCCAGGAACAAAACCAUAAUCAGAUGUUAAUGUCACUUUGAGGAUCUGUCCCCAGUUCUCACCCUCUUCUGAGCUCCCUGUUAUUCUCUACCAUGAAUCCAAACAGCUUAUCUGGAUGUUUUCUUAUGCUGCUAAGUACCAUGCUGGGGCUAAGCAUAGGCUUGGAGUUUACUGGCUCUGAAGGUCAGUGGGCUCGCUACCUGCGCUGGGAUGCCAGCACCAGAAGUGACCUGACCUUUCAGUUCAAGACUUCAGAACCAGAGGGCCUGAUGCUCUACUUUGAUGAUGGCGGAUAUUGUGACUUUCUGCUUCUCACUGUAUCUGAGGGUAGGCUGCAGCUUCGCGUCAGUAUCGACUGUGCCGAGACCACCAUCACCUCUGAUAAAAUGGUUAACGACAGCCGCUGGCACUUUGCCGCCAUCAACAGGCACAAUUUGUGGACUGGCAUGGCCGUGGAUGGCCAGACCAAGACAGAAGAGGUGCGGCCCCAGCGGCAGUUCAUGAAGAUUGUCAGUGACCUCUUUCUCGGAGGCCUCCCAGGGGACAUCCGCACAUCUGCCAUCACCCUGCCCUCUGUCCGCGAGCUACCGCCGUUCAAAGGAAUUAUCACAGACCUCAGUUAUGGGAGUAAGCUGCCCACACUUAUCAAUAGUCAGAAAAUACGCUUGGAGAUGAUGGGCCUAUGCACAGAGAACCCCUGUGAAAAUGGUGGGAUCUGUUCACUGGCAGAUGGAGAACCCUACUGUGACUGCUCCAAAACUGCAUAUGCAGGUCGAUACUGCACUGAAGCAGUCCAGAGAAAACCAGGCCUCGCACACCUGAAGGCAGAGCAAGGUAGAAGCAAAGCGAGGGAAGAGAAUGUGGCCACUUUCCGCGGCUCGGAGUACUUCUGCUAUGACCUGUCACAGAACCCCAUCCAGAGCAGCAGCGAUGAGAUCACGCUGUCCUUCAAGACCUGGCAGCGCAACGGCCUCCUCCUCCACACGGGGAAAUCCGCAGAUUAUGUCAACCUGGCACUGAAAGAUGGGGCAGUCUCUCUCGUCAUCAAUCUGGGUUCUGGCGCUUUUGAGGCCAUCGUCGAGCCGGUCAAUGGAAAAUUCAAUGACAACAGCUGGCACGACAUCAAAGUGACACGCAACCUGAGACAGGUCACAAUCUCCGUUGAUGGGAUCCUCACCACCACUGGCUACACCCAGGAAGACUACACCAUGCUGGGAUCUGAUGAUUUUUUCUACGUGGGUGGGAGCCCCAGCACUGCAGACCUGCCUGGUUCUCCAGUUAGCAACAAUUUCAUGGGCUGUCUGAAAGAGGUGGUGUACAAGAACAAUGAUAUCCGCCUGGAGCUCUCCCGCCUUGCUCGCAUUGUUGACCCAAAGAUGAAACUUCAGGGUGAUGUGGUCUUCAAGUGCGAAAACGUUCCCACCCUUGACCCCAUCAACUUUGAGACCCCGGAUUCCUAUUUGGCCUUGCCAAAAUGGAACACCAAGCGUGUGGGCUCCAUCUCCUUUGACUUCCGCACCUCUGAACCCAACGGGCUGAUACUCUUCACCCAUGGUAAGCCUCAGGACCGGCGGGAUGCAAAGGGUCAGAAGAACAACAAGGUGGACUUCUUUGCUGUGGAGUUGCUGGAUGGAGGGCUGUACUUGUUGCUAGACAUGGGCUCCGGGACCAUCAAGGUCAAAGCCACACAGGCUAAGGUCAAUGAUGGCUCCUGGCACCAUGUGGACAUUCAGAGAGAUGGUCGCUCAGGCAUCAUCUCAGUAAACAGCCGUCGGACCCCUUUCACAGCCAGCGGGGAAAAUGAGAUCUUGGACCUGGAGGGGGACCUUUAUCUGGGUGGUCUGCCUGACAACCGAGUGGGCUUGGUGCUCCCGACUGAGCUCUGGACUGCCAUGCUCAACUACGGCUAUGUGGGCUGUGUUCGGGAUCUCUUCAUUGAUGGACGCAGCAAGGACAUCCGGCAGAUAGCUCAGUCACAGAACAUGACCGGCAUCAAGUCUUCGUGUAGUAAGACGACAGGGAAACAGUGUGACAGCAACCCCUGCAAGAACAAUGGGGCCUGUAAAGAGGGAUGGAACCGCUUCAUUUGUGACUGCACUGGGACUGGCUUUUGGGACAGUACCUGUGAGAGAGAGGCUUCGAUCCUCUCUUAUGACGGCAGCAUGUAUAUGAAGGUGGUGAUCCCGAACAUCAUCCACACCGAGGCCGAGGACGUGUCCCUCCGCUUCAUGUCCCAGCGAGCGUUCGGCCUGCUCAUGGCCGCCACGUCCCGCGAUUCUGCAGACACGCUGCGGCUCGAGUUGGACAGUGGAAGGGUCAAACUAACGGUCAACCUAGACUGUGUCAGGAUAAACUGUAACACCAGCAAGGGCCCUGAGGUUCUUUAUGCCGGACAAAAACUCAACGACAAUGAGUGGCACUCAGUACGAGUGGUCCGCCGCGGUAAAAACUUCAAACUCACUGUGGAUGACGACAUGGCUGAAGGUCAGAUGGCGGGUGACCACACCCGUCUAGAGUUCAACAAUGUGGAGACAGGAAUCUUGACUGAGAGACGCUUUGUUUCAUCUGCUCCUUCACCCUUUAUUGGUCAUCUUCAGAGCUUAAAGUUCAACGGCAUGCAGUACAUUGACAUGUGCAAGAAUGGGGACAUCGACUUCUGUGAACUCAACGCUCGCUUCGGCAUGCGAUUCAUCAUCGCUGACCCCGUGACAUUCAAGACUAAGGGCAGCUACCUGGGCUUGGCUACUCUGCAGGCCUAUACUACAAUGCACCUCUUCUUUCAGUUCAAAACCACCUCGCCCGAUGGUUUCAUCAUCUUCAACAGUGGAGAUGGGAACGACUUUAUUGCCGUAGAGCUGGUUAAAGGAUUUAUCCACUAUGUGUUCGACCUGGGAAAUGGGCCCAGUCUGCUGAAAGGAAACAGUGACAACCCACUGAAUGAUAACCAGUGGCACAAUGUGGUCAUUACCCGAGAUGCUUCCAACACACACACACUCAAGGUGGACACAAAGUCAGUCACACAGAAUGUGAACGGAGCCAAGAACCUGGACCUCAAAGGUGACCUGUUCAUUGGAGGGUUGGGACCUAACAUGUAUCAGAAUCUCCCCAAGCUGGUGGUUUCUCGGGAGGGCUUCCAGGGGUGCUUGGCCUCGGUUGACCUCAAUGGGCGUCUGCCAGACCUCAUCAGUGACGCCCUUUUCCGCAGUGGGCAGAUUGAGCGUGGCUGUGAAGUUGGUUUCACCAAAGCCGACCUGCAAGGCCCCAGUACCACCUGCCAGGAGGAUUCGUGCGCUAACAUGGGCGUGUGCAUCCAGCAGUGGGAGAACUUCACUUGUGACUGCUCAUUGACGUCUUACACGGGGACCCACUGCAACGACCCUGGCACAACCUACAUCUUUGGCAAAGGAGGGGGUCUGAUCACAUACACGUGGCCGAAUAACGAGAGGCCCAGCACACGAACGGACCGGCUUGCUGUGGGCUUCAGCACCACCAUAAAAGAUGGCAUCCUUGUCCGCAUCGACAGCGCUCCACGUCUGGGUGACUACAUCAUGCUCCACAUUGAACAAGGCAAAAUAGGUGUGACAUUCAACAUUGGAACAGUGGACAUCAGUGUUAAGGAGGUAAACACACCGGUAAACGAUGGCAAAUACCAUUUGGUGCGAUUCACCAGGAAUGGGGGCAAUGCAACCUUGCAGGUGGACAACUGGCCAGUCAAUGAGCACUUUCCCACAGGCAACAGCGACAUUGAGCGCUAUCAAAUGGCAAAUAAGAAAAUCCCGUUCAAAUAUACCCGGCCAGUAGAAGAUUGGCUUCAGGAGAAAGGCCGGCAGUUGACAAUCUUCAACACCCAGGCCACUAUCUCAAUCGGUGGGAAUGACCGGAAGCGGCCCUACCAGGGUCAGCUCUCCGGCCUCUAUUACAAUGGCCUCAAAGUCCUCAACAUGGCCGCCGAGGGCCACGUUAACAUCAAGGUGAACGGCAGCGUGCGCCUGGUGGGCGAUGUCCCCACCAGCCGGGGCGCGGCGCGCACCACCACCUCGGUACCACCGGAGAUGUCCACCACCUUUAUAGAGACUACCACCACUCUGUCUACCACAACCACCCGCAAACAGCGUUCACCACCCACUAUUCAGACAACAGAUGACAUUGUUUCAUCAGCAGAGUGCUCCAGCGACGACGAGGACCUGGAAGAGUGCGACUCCGGACAUGCAGGAGGGGAGCUAGUUAUCCCCGUGCUAGUCGAGGACCCCAUAGACAUCCCUUCUGUAUCCACCCGUUCUCCCUUCAUCCCCCUCCCCCCAACCCUCCGCCCUGUCCUCACCAUUAUUGAGACCACCAAAGAAUCCUUGGCCAUGGCCACUGAGGCGGGGGUACCUUGCUUGUCGGACCGAGGCAGCGAUGAUUGUGAUGAUGGUGAUGGUGGUGAUGAUGGUGAUGAUGAUGAUGAUGAUGGCAUGGUGAUUUCGGGGUUUGGCUCUGGCGAAGCUUUCGACUCUAGCCUGCCCCCGACUGACGAUGAAGAUUUUUACACCACCUUCUCCCUGGUAACAGAUAAGAUCUUGACCACAUCGGCCUAUGAAGGCGGCUACAAAGCCCUCGCGCCCAAGUGGGAGGCCAAGGACUUGAGGCCUAGCAAAGCCUCUGAGGCAGGUAGGACUACACCCACCUCGCCUCUGCCCGACCUCCGGGGCACGCCGCCGGCGGCGGUCCCCUCGGACACGCCACCCAAGCUGCCUGCCGGGAAAAUGAACAACCGCGAGGUAAAACCCCCGCAGCCGGACAUAGUCCUGCUGCCCCUGCCCACGUCCUUCGAUCUGGACGGCACCAAGCCACGAGGCCCCUUCAUCACCUCGCCCAUGCUGCGCACAGUGCCUGCCGCCCUGCCCACAGUGCCCGGCGUGGUGCGGCGGGUGCCUCCGGGGGCCUCAGAGGUGAUCCGGGAAUCCAGCAGUACCACGGGCAUGGUGGUGGGCAUUGUCUCAGCCGCCGCCCUCUGCAUCCUCAUUCUCCUCUACGCCAUGUACAAGUACAGGAACAGGGACGAGGGUUCCUACCAGGUGGACGAAACACGCAACUACAUCAGCAACUCGGCGCAAACCAAUGGCGCUGUGGUGAAGGAUAAAACACCCAGCGGCAGCGCCAAAGGCAGUGCCAGUAGCAAGAGACCGAAAGACAAGGACAAGGAAUAUUAUGUAUAGAAAUCAAGUCAUUUCCCAACCCAUGAAACAACAAACUGUUUGGAACAAAGUUAAGAACAUUUUGACAGUACCAUAUUGGCAACUGUGAUUUAAAAAGAAUAAAAUCGCUUUAGAACUCAAGACUUACUGAGUCACUGAAACAUUUACAAAAAGAACUUUGGCUUAUGGAAGCACACUUACUAUUGUAAGCAUUACAGAGAGACAAUGCAGUACGACUUCACCGGGACUCAGCGUGAACAUUUUUAAGGAGUCCCUGCUGGAGACAUUUGGCAGUGUGAAUAACAUCACUUUAGCACCCACACGACCCCAAGUGACUGUCAAAGAGGUGUGUGAUCCUUGGAGUUCUUAUGACCUUGUCCAUUGUAACCCUGUAAAAUACGAUCACUGUCAUUUCGGCCAUUCUGAGCAUGCAUGUGAGGUGUAUGUGAUGUGGUGCUGGCAUCUGUGUAAGUGAGGGACCUCAAGAAACAAUGAUUGUUGGGAAACUUGGAAGUCAAACCCUGAUUUCACGUUGCAAAGCGGUUUCAUUAAAUGUAGCUUUCAUGGAUGCGAUAUGAGGUAAAGUAUACGUGUACUAAAAGCUGUCUUUUUAUUUCUAGCUUUUCUUUUGUUUUUUAUUGAAUAGUUUAUAUAUUUAUUUAUUGAAUUUCAGUUUGUUUGGUUUUUUGGUUUUUUAAGGAUGAUGGCCGGUCAGGGUUGACUAGGCAGAGCUCAGCAGGAUGUAAUACAGUAAUGUAUUUCAAUAUUUCUCCCUCCCUCACAUCUCAAUUUAAAGAUUGGACUGCUGUGCACGGCAUCCAAAUUCUAGAUGGCGUUCAAGCGUGCAGGAGUGGAUCCACCAGGCAAACUGUACAAUGCAUUGUUAUUUCUCUGAGUUCAAAAUGUCUGUUAGCAUUUGUUUUCUUUUCCCUUUUUCAUUUUUUUUUUCCUUCUGCUUCCUUUUACAUUCACUGAUACAACCAUGAAUUGUGUCUGAUGAAGAUGUAAUUGUCACAAUCGUAAAGAAAAGAAAAAAAAAAUAUCCAGGCUGAAGACGUACUCCGGUGUGAACAAGUGUGAUGCUAUCUGUUGUCACAGACUACUGUGUCAAAAACAGCAAACAUGUUUACAUAUUUUAUUACAUCUAGCCGUCGUGCUUUGCAGGUCAGAUGUUGUACAGAAGAUUCAAGUUCCUGUUGGGUUCUUUUUUUUUUUUAUCCUCUUCUCGUAUAGAUGGACCAUUUGAUUUGAUUUUUUCUGCUGUAGCAACAUGACUCAAAAAAAAAAAAAAACAAACAAACAAAAGAAAGAAAAAGAAAAUUUUUUAUUCUUUUGCCUGGAGAUGAGAAAUGAUGUGCACAGGAACAUUUGUUUAGGCAGGGAACAAAUGCUGUUAGAUGAGAAGCCUGGUCUCUCUGGAUGGUGUUUCUCUUCAGCCGCAUGAAUAUUUGACCGUCGGAAGCUGUCAGUCGGAUAGAAGACGCCUCCCUCAGAUCUUUGUGUUAGGGACUCCUCCUUAUUCUGAAGUUGCUUUCAUCAUGUUAUUUAUUUAUUUUUUUAUUGGAAAUUUAAAAGAAAAAAAAAACAGAAACAAGAGAAUAAAGACAGAUUAUGAUGGAUUUGGAGAUCUGUUGCUAGCACCUUACUGACUUUCAGGUGUUUCUUUAGUUCCUUUUCUUUUUUUACUGUAUCGUCUCGUCCGAUCAACUUGUCGUUUUUUUUGCUUUUAAUUUUUUUUUUUUCUGUUAUUGUAUAGCUAAUUUCAUGUUUCAUUUAUACAACAUUAUCUUCCGGCAAUAUGUUGUUGUUGUUUUUUUAUGUCAUUAUUUAUUGCUGAAAUUAUUUGUCCUCCUUCAUUUUCAUGCAGAUCAGUCAGUGUGUAUGUUCACUUUGAUUUUUUUUUUUUUUUUUUUGUGUUGAUAUUUGGCUUUUUCAACCAGUUAAUUAUUGUCUUCUGCUCCUUUUGACUCCAAACAAUUCCCAGAAAUAAAAAAAAAAAAGUUGUUCCCAAA